AAAUUACGGAACGAAAAUGUCUAGACAAAUUAAAUUUAGAAAGCAUUGAGUAAAAUGCAGACUAUAUUUGAUUGUGGAUAUCUUUGUAAACAGCUGUUGAAAAGGAUGAUCCAACUGCUGAUUCUAGUGAUGUUACCACCAUCAACAUUGAGUUUAAUCCAACAGUCGAUGGUGAAUUUCCCUUGCCUCAACGUGACCGUACCAUAUCCCUGCAACCUGCAAGUCAUUUACCCUUAUCCAAUCGGCAGAACAACAUGCGAUGGACAAUACAGAAGGGGAGGAUAUGGAAGUAGUGCUUUUGACAAUCAUCCUACGCUGAAAGCUGCAGUCACUAAACAACCUCUGAAAGCUUUGGUUGUCAUUUAUGAUCGAGAAGUUGAGAUGUACCACGCGUUAUACUUGGCUACGGUCAACAAGCAAUGUGAUGUGGUGCCCAUUGAACAAUCAAGGUAUGUGCCACCAACUCCGCCAGGUGGAACACAUCAUUACGUGUUUUUUCUUUUUGACGCUGGAAAUCUGGACUUGCUAGAUGGAUCUGAAGAUUCGUUAAGGAUGUGUGUAUUGGUCGCUAGGUUAGGUUUGCGGGACCCAAUCGCUGUCACCCAGCUACGAAUUUCAAACAACGAUGGUCAGGCCGAUGCUGUGCCAAGGACAACGGGUAAACCGUUGAUGUGCCCGCUGUCUCCACCACCAGCACCUCAGCCUGGAUCUGGCAACAGCUGCAAAACUAUAGUUGGACUUUACAUUAUCUUUUUACUUCUAUGUCUGACCUAG
Molecule: messenger RNA, 774 nt
Organism: Physella acuta
Lineage: Eukaryota; Metazoa; Mollusca; Gastropoda; Physidae
Source: RefSeq, a predicted model, not a curated record